This is a messenger RNA of Ilex paraguariensis (yerba mate), 309 nucleotides long. Lineage: Eukaryota; Viridiplantae; Streptophyta; Magnoliopsida; Aquifoliales; Aquifoliaceae. The record is from the annotation of a GenBank genome assembly.
AUGGAGAUACCUGGAGGAUCAUCAAAGAUGAUAGCGACCCAAGCAGAGAUGGUGGAGGCGAAGGUGCCAAUACCAUACAGAGACCAGUGCGCCCACCUACUGAUUCCUUUGAACAAGUGCAGGCAGGCUGAGUUCUACCUUCCCUGGAAGUGCGAGAACGAGCGCCACUCCUACGAGAAGUGCGAGUACGAGCUCGUCAUGGAGAGGAUGCUCCAAAUGCAGAAGAUCCGUGAACAAGAGGCCCAGUUGAAGCAGUCGAACAAACAACCACAAGGCAUUCCUCUCAUUCCCAAAACAGCCAAUGCUUGA